This is a messenger RNA of Verruconis gallopava, 2869 nucleotides long. RefSeq lists its product as uncharacterized. NCBI's taxonomy places the organism in Eukaryota, Fungi, Ascomycota, Dothideomycetes, Venturiales, Sympoventuriaceae. The transcript is spliced from 5 exons. The coding region runs from base 824 to 2647 and encodes 607 amino acids. Gene Ontology annotation, molecular function: adenosine deaminase activity. Gene Ontology annotation, biological process: inosine biosynthetic process; adenosine catabolic process. The record is from RefSeq and is a predicted model, not a curated record.
CGAAGAACCGCCAUGAUCAAGCGCAGUGCUGGGCUUGCGGCCUCCGAUGCUGGAUCAUCGCAUGGGAUGUGUGCGCUGCCCGUUUUGAGCUCGAUCAGACUACCUGAUGAUUUGACCAGAACGUUUAGGAAUCAUGUUAUGCUCUGGUUUGGGCUAGAGGGAUUUGCUUCGCCUCAAGCUGCGCCCAUUUCAUUGUGGACAACCUGUCCAGAUACAAGACGAUGAGCUGACGCCAAAGCUCCAUGAUGUUUCGCUGCGUUUUGAACGUUUUUCCACCCUUCUUGUUUCUGAGCCUUCUCGGGGUUUGUUCGUUGUGUUUCCAUCUUCGAUACACUCUUGCUGGUGAGUCAGCACGUGCCCAGGCCUGUCCGCUCGACUCCGAGUGCGCGACGACGUUGGACUCUGUUGUCAUUUACACGCACCCGCGCAAGCACCCGCACACAGCUACACAGACAUAUUCGUAUCUAUAUGCACGUGGGCCCCCGCGCGGAUUAGGUCCCAAGAAGCACGCGUCGGAGACGCCCUCUCUAGCGACGUCAACAACCACACCGACGACCACAACGACAACGAGAACAGCAACUUGGCAGGAACCCCAGUAGCGGAACCCCCGCGAUCACGGAGCGACGACGGUGUCUGGUUCCCGCCGUCACGAGUUGUAGCUUGGCAGGACUUAGACUGAUGAACGACAGAGAGGGCCCACCAGAUCACAGCUUGCCGCUCUGUUACGUUUCAGAGCGCGCUAGACAGUUUGGGCCAACGUAGUAUACAUCAAUUCAAGAUAUUAUCUCCUAACCUCUUCAUCCUGGAUACCUUUACUUUGCUCAUGAAGGGUGGCUUGGAUAAUUUGAAGCGUAAAAGGGGUAAACCUAGAAAAGCCAUAAAAGCCCGGAAGGAGAGUAAGGAAACGAUGACUGAGAAGCCAAUGAAUUCAGACGACCAAAGAUCUCCAGGAGAGAUUUUCAACAAACACUAUAGCAACCUUAAUGGUCUUUCAAAUGAUUACGAACAACGAAAAAAGGAUCUCAUAAGCCGAGAGAGAAAUAUUGCCUGGGAUAAGAAGGCUAUAGAUACUGCAUCCAAAAUCGAACAGAGAGCGGGCACUAUCAUCUGGAAGAUACGCGAACACGAGCGUGACAAUCUAUUUGGAAAUAUAGCAUCCGAGGCAAUUCCAGGGCCAGAAACGCUCGAUAUGGGCGGGCAGUUCCUUUCGAACAGAGAACGGGUAGUGAAGCAGAGUUAUCUAUACCGGAUUGCACUCAAAAUGCCCAAAGGUUGCCAUCUGCAUCUUCAUUUCAAUGCCGAGCUGGCGCCAGACAUUUUGAUAAAGAAAGCCGGAGAGCAGCCAAACAUGUUCAUCCGAAGCACGCAACCGAUUCUUUCGGACAAGGAUUAUGCUGAGACCGAGAUCGUUUUCAAUGUUUUGCCAGAAGACACUCCGACGGCCGAUAUCUGGUCUCCGGAUUACAACCCGGAUUUCAAAAGUGCUGGAGCAAGGCCGUGGAUGAGGUGGGCAGAUUUCCAAAGCGAGUUUCGAAAACGACGCAAGCACGGCGAAAAUGACGCAGAGGAAUGGGUGCGAUCAAAGAUGGUUCUUAGCGAACAAGAAGUCUAUGGGAUGGAGCAGACUACGAAUGGCGUUUGGGCACGUUUUAACCAGGCGACAAGAGCCUUCAAGGGAUUGAUGAACUACGAGCGUGUUUUUACGUGGUACAUUGGUCAAGCCAUCGACAACAUGAUUGAAGACGGGGUCAUGUACGCAGAGCUACGGCCGAUGCUGAUGGAUAAAUCCAUUCCGUCCAACAACGGAAAGGAAAUGCUGGACCAUCGGUGGCAGAUGAGAACCAUUCUCGAACAAGUCAAACUCAAGCAGGAUGAGCUCCGGCGGGAUGGCAGGAUUGACAAGUUCCCAUUCGGCCUGAAGAUCAUCUACUGCGCCCCGCGCUCUAUCCCCAAGGAGAGGAUGCAGCAGGAAAUCAAAGAUUGCAUCAGGCUCAAGCUUGAAUUCCCCGAUCUGAUAUGCGGCUUCGAUCUCGUCGGUGCAGAAGACCGAGCAAAUCAUAUCGGCUUUUACCGCGACGAGCUUCUUGCGAUGGUCCAAACGUGCAAAGAACUGAACAUCGACAUACCGUUCAUGUUCCAUGCAGGAGAGACGCUCCUUGAUCUCGGCGGCUCGAAGGACCCCUACAACAGCAAUCUUUACGACGCCGUCCUCUUCAAUGCUAAGCGGAUAGGACACGGCUUCUCACUCCUUAAGCACCCAGUCCUUGUCGAGCAAUUCAAAAAACGGAAAAUAUGCAUCGAGCUGUGCCCGACUUCAAAUGAGCUUCUGCACUUGUGCAGGAACAUCAAGGAGCAUCCCUAUCCACAGAUUCUGGCGAUGGGCAUCCCCUGCACUGUGAAUUCGGACAAUCCAAGCCUGUUUACGAACUCUGUGUCUCACGAAUUUUACCAGAUCAUGGUCGGAAGCCCAACCAUGUCCAUCCAUGGCUGGCGGCAACUGGUGGAAUGGAGCAUUCAGUUUUCAUGUUUACAGAAAGACGAGAAAGAUGCUGCUGAACAGAUAUUCAAACGGGAGUGGACGGCGUUCUGCCAGUGGGUAGACCGGGAAUACGGUAGUUAUGCUGACACGUUGGAUAUAAGGACAUGACAUUCUCCCCCUUCUUAGUUUCCGUUUAAGAUGUCCUGCUCGAGCGCGACUUGAAGAAAGGAUAAGAAACGAAGAUUUCUGUCCCAGGAGCAUCACGCAGGUUAUAAACUGUGCGUUUUGUUCGUAAUUCGACGAUUUUUAGAUGACCGAAUUUCUCACCCAAGAUGAGGUACUAUAUUCUCAUGACAUAUAACAGGCCAUCAACUCACCCUUUUUCGAACU